UAAAUCUAUUGUGGGAAUGUCUAGUUCGGAACAGGUUUUACAGUACAUUUUUAAAGGGCAGAGUAACAAGUGACUUUAGUUGUUCAGGUGCAUUUUAAAGAACAAGAACCGAUUCAGUGUUAUAAAGACAAUGACUCGCAAAAUUUUUAUUUUGAUAUUUAUCACUACACUGCCCACUGUAUGGACAACAUCGGUCACCCCAGAAAAAUUUUUAAUCAAUGUGGGUGAUAUUGGAAAAGUCAAUGAGAAUAGAAAUGAGAACAAAACAAUACAAAAAUUAGUUCAGGAUCAGACCGAUAUAAUAAAAAAAAUUAUAUCGAGCGAGAAAGACAAAAUAAGCGAUCCCAACACGCGAAUUCAACAUGAAACCGUCGAAGAUCUACACAAAAAAUGUGAACAACUAAAAGAAAAGGAAAAAAGUGAACCAAAAACACACAACCACGACAGAUCAACAACUGAAACGCCAAAUCAGCAACGACCAUUUAAUUACUUCUACAUAACACGAAAUGCUUCGCAGCCUGUAAAUAGCCAACUGUUUCCUUACCAGUACAGCAGCAGUCACAAAAACAAUUUGGAGUUGAACACAAAUUCCGUGAAUGUAUUCACGAGCAGGACCGGUAACCCCCCGCCUGCGCAGCUUCAUAAUGGUCAAGCUUUCCCAUCGCCCGACAUCAAAUACGUGCAACUAGAACCUGUGAUGUUGCAGAAAAUGGUUUUAAAUGACGGACAAGAAUUACUCUAUUGGUACAGAAGUCCGGAUUUAAACUCUCAAUAUCUCCCACAAGUACCCGAAACGACGACAAGUGCGCCACCUACCUCGACGCCAUUGCCUACGCAGAAAAUCACACCCCAUUACGAAAUCCAAUACAGCUCUGCGCAAAAGGAGAGCCCGGCGAAGCAACAAAUGAAGUUCGUCAUUCCCAUACAGUACCCGACAGAUGGCGUCGAAAUUUUAAAGCGUUACCCUUGGGAAUUCGAUCCGUACGCCUACUAUCCGAAACCACUUCAACCGUUGACCGUAAGGGUGCCGGUACCGUACGUGCCGAUGUUUCACAUGAUCAGAACCCUAACCAUUCCGGGAAAUGUAAACAAAUCGUAGUUAGUAUCAUGUAAUUGUAACAGUUGUUCCUAACUCUCUACCUCAGCACAUUAAAUGUAUGUUCAGUAGAUUUAAGUCCCUCACUAACUCUUCAAUGAUUAAAAAUCAUUUUAAUCGGCACAUAAUGUAACCAAUUGCACUAAUACACUCUAGUUCUAAGUGAAUCUUUGUAUAUAAUUUUCGUAUGAUUAGGUAAAACGAGCAAACCUUGGCGGGUUGUAGGGGUCGGUUUAGUGCAAUUAUUUAUAUGAGUACGUUUAAGCUGUUAUAAACAAUUCAUGUAUUCAUUUCGUAUUAUUAUUAUAAUUUUUAAUUGAAAUAAAUGUUUAGUUGAAAAAUGAA
This is a messenger RNA of Photinus pyralis (common eastern firefly), 1441 nucleotides long. RefSeq lists its product as uncharacterized. Bases 131 to 1099 code for a protein of 322 amino acids. The transcript has 2 exons. The record is from RefSeq and is a predicted model, not a curated record. Lineage: Eukaryota; Metazoa; Arthropoda; Insecta; Coleoptera; Lampyridae.